AUGUUUACAUUGAUCUUUGUUUAUCUGUGUCUUUUGUGUUGUAACUUGCAUGCAGAGACUGAAUCCUUCUCCAAAUCCUCAGAGUUUAAAAUGAAAGGAGAUUACCUGCUUGGGGGACUUUUUGAUAUUCAUCACGUCAAUGCAACUCUCCAUCAGAAGAGUCUCCAUCAGAACAUCCCAGAAGCCAUCAUCUGUUCCAGUCAAGAGUUUUCACUGUCAAGUUACCGGAGGUUUCAGAUGAUGAGAUUCUCUAUAGAGGAAAUCAAUAAUUCUACCAGUCUACUACCCAAUGUGACUCUUGGCUAUGAAAUAUUUGACCACUGCUCAGACACAAAGAAUUUUCCAGGUAUUUUCAGCCUGAUGUCUGUUGAUGGUUCAGUUCAACCUUGGAAAGAAUCUGUAAACUUCUCUAAAGUGAUUGCAGUGGUGGGUACAGACACAAGCACAGCAUCACUGGCUUUUGCAGCACUGUUCAUGAAGGACCUUGUUCCGAUGAUUAGUCAUGGAGCCUCCAGUUCAGUUUUCUCCAGAAAACAGAAUUUUCCAUCAUUCUUGCGAACAGUGCAUCCUAAUAAAGACGUCAUAGAAAUAAUCUUGAGGUUUUUGGAAAAGUUCAAAUGGACCUGGGUGGCUUUCCUCUACAUUGAUGAUGAUUAUGGAAGAGAUGGCCUGGAUGUGUUUGUGAAAAAGAUAAAGGACACUGAAAUCUGCUUAGCAUUCAGUUAUGGUCUUGAAGAGGACACAGAUUAUACUAAACUUAUCAACCAGAUGGAACAACACAGGAUAAACGUUAUAAUUGUUUUUACAACUGAGUGGACAGCUGAAAAACUCAUUAUGUCAGCCAUCCAACAAAAUGUUACCAACAAGGUGUGGAUAGCAGUGGAUGCCUGGUCUCUUCACAAACAGCUCCCUAAAAAAACAGGAAUCAGAAAUAUUGGGACUGUUCUUGGGAUUGCCGAGCCUAAAAUCACAAUCCCAGGAUUUGAUGAUUUUAUUAAUUCCUUCAAAGCUCAAAAUCAGUGUGAAAAUCCAGAGCAGGAUCCAUUUUGUAACCAGAGGUGUAACUGCAGCAGCGUUAGCGCUGAAGAUAUCAUUACAGCAGAUCCCUCUUUUAAUUUUCCUGUUUACUCUGCUGUAUAUGCCGUUGCCCAUGCCUUACAUGCAGUGCUGCAGUGUGGAGCUGGCAGUUGCAACAAGAGCAUUAAACUUUACCCACACAUGGUCCUGGAAGAACUUAGAAAGUCAAAGUUCACACUUUUAAACCAGACAGUUCAUUUUGAUGAUAAUGGUGACCCCAAGUUUGGACCCUAUGCCAUAGUGUUCUGGAAUGAGAGCGGUGAUGCAGAAGAGAUCGGUUCUUAUACAUUUCACCCAGAACAUAACUUUGACAUUAAUAAGUCUAAAAUCCAUUGGCAUGGAGACAAAGAGCCUGAAUCAUUUUGUUCUAAAGAAUGUCCUGAUGGAUUCAUGAAAAAACAGGAAGGAGUCCACAAAUGCUGCUUCAGUUGUACAAUCUGUCCCAAAGAAACUUACCUGAACAUUUCAGAUCCUUAUAACUGCAUCAAAUGCAAGGACACAGAGUGGUCUGCAGAGGGGAGUAAAGCAUGCAAUAUACGGCAGCUGGAGUACGUCCGAUUCAGCGAUCCUGCUGCUAUAUGCAUCAUGAUUGGGACCGUGAUCUUAUUGGCUUUCAUUGUAGCCAUAUCUGUUCUCUUUGCCCUCAACUACAACACACCGGUUGUCCGAUCUGCUGGAGGUCCAAUGUGUUUCAUAAUUUUAGGAUGCCUCAGUCUGUGCAGCUUCAGUGUUUUCUUUUUCUUCGGUGAGCCCAGUGUUGCGUUUUGUGUCUUAAGGUAUUUUCCAUUUCUGUUGUUCUACACUGUUUGUGUGGCGUGUUUAUUUGCACGCUCCUUUCAAAUUAUUUGUAUUUUCAAAAUAUCACCAAAGUUCCCAAAUAUCUGUAGGAUUUGGACUAAAUAUAAUAUACACUGGAUAUUUAUUUCUGCUGCAUUUUUGCUCCAGGCCAUUUUACUUAUCAACCGUUUUUCUCUUGACCCCCCAAAACAAAACAAAGAUAAAUUUUACUUUGACAGAAUUAUACUGGGUUGUGAGGUUAACACAUUUUUAGAUUACAUACUCAUCUCAUUUAGUUUAAUAUCUGUUUUAAUUUUUCUUAGUUUUUGUUUCUCAUAUGCAGGAAAGGACCUUCCAAAAAAUUACAAUGAAGCUAAAGCAAUAACCUUUUGUAUGUUUCUGCUGAUCCUUAUCUGGGUUACCUUUGCAACUUACGAGACAGUUGUUCAUGGAAAGGACAUUGAUGUUAGUCAUGCUGUGGCAACACUCUCAAGUCUCUACUCUUUACUACUUGUGUAUUUUUUACCAAGAUGUUACAUAAUCCUUUUCAAACCUGAAAAAAACACUGAGCAGUACUUUCAAGAUCUCAUUCAGUCCUAUACCAGAUCAUAUAGCCAGUAGAUUAAAAAUACACAACUCUGAGAGGUUGUUGACAAGGAGCUGAUGGCUUUAAGCCUUCUGAGUACCUUUUACUUUAGAAUUUAGACUUUUUUUCUGCUAACUGUUGUUCC
This is a messenger RNA of Oryzias latipes (Japanese medaka), 2585 nucleotides long. The record is from RefSeq and is a predicted model, not a curated record. Lineage: Eukaryota; Metazoa; Chordata; Actinopteri; Beloniformes; Adrianichthyidae.